Amphibalanus amphitrite is the source of this 3235-nucleotide messenger RNA. Its product is annotated as fas-binding factor 1-like. Lineage: Eukaryota; Metazoa; Arthropoda; Thecostraca; Balanomorpha; Balanidae. Gene Ontology annotation, cellular component: centriole; ciliary basal body; ciliary transition fiber. The record is from RefSeq and is a predicted model, not a curated record. Gene Ontology annotation, biological process: establishment of epithelial cell polarity; cilium assembly. Bases 311 to 2713 code for a protein of 800 amino acids. The transcript is spliced from 14 exons.
CGUGUGGCAUGCCGUAGGGUGCUUUCGAGUCUGUUCAAGAGCAUUCAAGAGGAUGAGGUCUUGAUCAAGAUUCCUAGAGCCUGCAUCAUUAGAUUCUCCUGAGAGCCAUAAAAUAUUGGAAGGUUUUGCUCUUGCUAAAAGUUUGCCUCAGCCAUGCUAUGUGCCGUGGCAGAUAUGGCUGCUUUUAUUCAAGGCUAGAUGCAGUAUUUCAGACACCUCAAUGCAACAUAACAAUGAAGCCACUCAUAAUUGUGUGAAGACUGCCACAUAAGAGGAUUAUCCACUGGCCACUACAAAAGCUGGCUCAACCAUGUCUGAUGACAAGAAAUCGCGUCUGAUGGCCGACCUAUUCGGCGAUAAGUCCGCAGAACCGGCGCCAGCCAAGCAGCGGACCAUGUUGGAUGACAUUCUCAGCGGCAAACCAUCCGGCCCCGCCCCUACCGAGGCUGCGGCCACGCCGCCGCGACAGCGCACUAUGCUCGACGAUAUCCUGUCGGGAAAACCAUCCACCGCUGGCGCAGAGCCGGCGCCCGGCCGCCAGCGAGGUAUGUUUGACGACCUGCUGUCUAGCAAGCCGUCGGCCGCACCGGCCGCUGACGCCACCCCCAGCCGUCCUCGCUCCAUGUUUGACGAUAUGCUCUCCAGUAAACCCGCUGGCGAGGAGGCUGCUGCAGGUGGGGACGUCUCUUUGGGUGGCUACGAGCCGUCGGCGUCACGCACGGGGCGCCGGGGCCGGCAGCGCGCCCCUCCGGCCGAUCCCCUGGACCUCUUCUCCCCCAAACCGCCGUCCUCCCCGGCAAGGACAGCGCCGGCCGCCGCAGCGCCCGCCUCUGCGCUGGCGGCCAGAGCCAGACCCGCCGAACAGCCCGUGGAGCCGGCGCCGGCAGCAGCACCGCCGGCCGCCGCCGCCGCCGCGGCCUCCUGGAUGGACAGUUUGGGGAUGACGCCGGCGCCGGCUGCCGCUCCCGAGCCGGCCCCGCCCCCGCCCCAGCCGGCCACCGCCCGCCGUGAGCUGUUUCCACCGGACAGUGGCGCGCUGGCAGCCCGAGAGAAGGAGCUCACCGAGGAGUGGACGGCCAAACUGGCCGAGGCUAAUAAACAGAUCGCUGAGAGGGACAGCGAGAUCGUCAAACUCAAGAGCGGCUGCACGGGCCACGAGAUGGAGAAGCAGCGCCUGGAGGAGCACAUUGCCCUGCUGAAGCGGAUGGCAGAGGACGAGCGCCGGCAGCUCGAGGAGUCGUAUCAACACCGCCUGGCGACAGCCGAGGAGUCGUAUCGGCGCCGCGAGAAACAGCUGACCGACGAAAACAACCGACUUCGAGACGAGUUCAGAGACAGAAUGAAGCGGUAUCAGGAGGAGACAUCGUGGGCGGCUUCGUCGCACCUCCGCCACCUGUCCACCAUAGAGGGUGUACAGAGUGCCGAGCUGGGCCGGCUCAGAGCCACCUACGAGGAGAGCCUGGCGGGCCUGCGCGGCGAGCAUGAGACAGUGGUGGCACGGCUCACCCAGCUGCGGGACACGGAGCGGGACGCGGCCAAAUCGGCCGGACAGGUCGGAGGAAUGCUGGAUGACGCCAUACAGCAGCUGCAGCGCACAUCUGACGUCACCGAGGACCUGCUGGCGCGCGUCAGUCACAAGUAUGACGUCACACUGCAGGCGCGAGAGACCCUCCUCAUAGAGAAAGAGAAACAGCUCAAAGACACAGAGACCAAGCUUGAGCGGCUGCAGAAGGACACGGCGUCAGAGAGGGAGCACCUUCAGGACCUCAUCACCAAGCUGCAGCACAACCUGGAUUCCUCCAGCGCCGAGGCCAAGGAGGCGACACUGCGCCUGCAGCAGCAGCAGGCCCGUGUGGAGGCCCGUGAGUCGGCACUGGACAAGGAGCGUGCCUCGCUGCUGGGCAGGGUCGAGCAGGAGCGGCACCAGAUCGAGCGUCUCCGGCAGGAACUCCUAGAAGAACAGAAACUCUGGCUGCAGGAGGUCAACGCCGAGCGACACGAGAUCGCCGCCGCACAUGCGCGAUUGGACGCGCGCCUGCGCAUUGCGGGACUGGAGCGUGCACCGGGACGGGGCCAGUUCGUACCAGACCACCAGCCGACGCUGGCCGAGCUGGACGGUAUGUACCGGGCUCUGGUGGAGGAACGGACCGCCGUUAGUACCGAGAGGGACCGGCUGGCCGCGCUGCAGGCGGAGGCCAAACAGGCGGUGCUGGCGGCCGACAGCCGCGAGCAGGCCAUGUCCCGAGAGCUGGAGCGGCUCCAGAGCCAGGCGCAGCUGCUGAAGCUCAAGAGCCAGGAGGUGGAGGACGUGUCGGAGCUGGCGGUGCGCAGCCGGGACGAGGGCCGGCGCGCGCUGGAGGAAGCCCACCAACUCCGGCAACAGCUGACCAAGAGCCAGCUGCUGCUGGAGCGGCAGCAGGCCAAGCUGAAGGCGCAGGAGAGACUGCUGGCGCAGGAGCGUCUGCAGCUGAGCCACCAGCGGCAGUCGGCCGCGGCGGGUGCUGCCGACCUGCUGGGCAGUCCGGCCCGACCCAGCGGACCCCCAGACGCCUGGGGAGGCGGCGAGAGGACGCUGGGAGACGGAGCCGCGGGCGGACCCGAGCUGAUCCCUGUCGACCCGGCGGUGCUGCUGUGGAAACUACGAGCCGACGAGGACCGGGAGUUUUUGGACAGGGAGGCGGCCUUCCUGAAACAGCUCACCUCGCCCAGCUGAGGGGCCGGGAGCGGUAACGACCGACGGGGGAGGGAAGGCCGGGGUACAACAGACCAAAGAUAACGACCAAACGAACGACAGGGGCGUAUUUAGUGUCCGGUGGGUAUGAGUGUUAUGUGCAAUCAUUUUGUUAAACAACGUUCUAUUGUAUUCGCCAGCAACAGGGAUGGGACACGGCCGACCCGUCAUUGCAUAGAGCAGGCUGGCAUGUCACAAAUAUGUCCGACCAAAGCAUGCAGAAACAGCGGACAAGUUACGGCGGCUGCACAGUUCAGCAAAGCUUCCCUGCUGGACGCAAGAUAAGGCAUUUCGUUAUAACGAGCGCUCAUGGCUCAUAUCAUCUGUGCCUCAUGUGCCCUUGAUCUCAUGCCUCAUGUGCCCAUCUCAUGUGCCCUUGAUCUGGUGAGGAUGACGCUCACUGCCAGAAUAAGCCGGUUAGCGAUCUCGUGACACACUGCCGUGCAAAGGAAAAAUCACGUAUGUCGUCUUCUGAAAAACUAAAAUGUCCAGGACAGUCGAAAA